This is a messenger RNA of Epithele typhae, 1032 nucleotides long. RefSeq names its product Manganese/iron superoxide dismutase. Bases 1 to 1032 code for a protein of 343 amino acids. Gene Ontology annotation, biological process: superoxide metabolic process. Gene Ontology annotation, molecular function: metal ion binding; superoxide dismutase activity. The record is from RefSeq and is a predicted model, not a curated record. Lineage: Eukaryota; Fungi; Basidiomycota; Agaricomycetes; Polyporales; Epitheliaceae. The transcript has 3 exons.
AUGUCUGCGUUUGGGCUCCGGGCUACUGCAAGCACAUCGCGCACUGUGCGCCUCUCCGCCGUCUGCGCACGGUCAUGUCGCGUCCAGUCACGAGCACUUCACGCACGCAAGCAGCUUGCCUAUCCGGUGGAGGAGGGCAUGGGGACCUUCUUGCCCCCGCCGGCAUUGAAGAUGAUUUCGGAGGACUACCAGCAGGGUCUGUUGGACAGGCUGAAUGAUCUCGUUCGAGGUACGGAGUUCGAGAACAAGAGCAUUGUCCAGACCGUUGUGCAGGCAGCAAGGGAUCCUAGCAAGGUGCUCGAGUUCAACUACGCAUCAGAAGCCCUCAACAACUCUUUCUUCCUCGACAGCCUAAAACCUCCCCCAGCGGACGCCGCGUCGCACGAGCACGCACUCACCGGCACAGGCCUGCUCACCCGCAUCCGCACCAACUACGGCUCCCUCGCACAGUUCCAGUCCUCCUUCUCCGCCGCGACCCUCGGCAUGUUCUCCUCUGGCUGGCUCUGGCUCGUCAUGGACCAGUCCGGCAGCGUCGGCAUCGUCCCCACCUUCGGCGCAGGCACCCUCCUCGUCGCCUCCUCCCAGACCUCCGCCGCGCUGGAAGAGUUCCGCGCUUUGGUCGGCGACCCCGUGCUCACUCUCAGCGAGCUCGACGGCCAGGCACCCGCGUUCACCUCGCCCACGGACCCCUCGCUCAACCGCCUCUUAUCCGCGGGGACGGGCGCGAGCUCGCCAUUGACGGGUGCACCCAUCGGGGGCGGGGUCCCAAGCCCCGCGGACCCACACGCGCGGAGCAUGUCGACGUUGCCGCGCCCGAGCAUGGCUGAGGCCGCCUUCGACUCGGCGCAGCCCAAGGGCGGGCGCUUCGUAGGCAGGACGCUGUUCCCACUCAUGUGCGUGUCCGUGCACGAGCACGCGUGGGUCAGCGCCGGGUACGGAGUGUGGGGCAAGGAGGAGUACAUGAAGCGCUUCUGGACCGUGCUCGACUGGGAGAAGGUCCAACGCAUCUACACGAAUAUCUUGCGUGGAUGA